This is a messenger RNA of Dioscorea cayenensis subsp. rotundata (Guinea yam), 2121 nucleotides long. RefSeq names its product zinc finger MYM-type protein 1-like. Lineage: Eukaryota; Viridiplantae; Streptophyta; Magnoliopsida; Dioscoreales; Dioscoreaceae. The record is from RefSeq and is a predicted model, not a curated record.
AUGGAUAAAUUUUUAAUUAAACGACCACGGAGUGAAGAGUCAUCCAAUUGUCCGAAAGCACCACCGAGCUUUGGAUCAAGCGAGAAAAACACUGAUGUGAAUUUUAAUUCAAAUGACAUCAUUAGUGAUCCAGGACUACGAAAGCCGAUUGAAAACUUUGAUAUCAAGAUUAGAGAUCAAGUACGAUGGGAAUAUUUAACUAGAGGCCCAUGUCAACCAACUGGCCAUAGUUUUCAACAAAAGGAGUACGACAAACAAAGGAGGAGUUUUCAGGAUGCAUGGUUUAAACAAUAUCCAUGGUUGGAGUACAGUGUGAGAAAAGAUUCAGCAUAUUAUUUUUGGUGUUACCUUUUCACACCAAGAAGGGGAAAUCAAAUAAAAGAAGAUGCAUUAACUAAAAAAGGGUUCAAUAAUUGGAAAAAAAGCAUUGACAAAUUUGUAGAGCAUGUUGGUGCUGUGAACAGUGUGUAUAAUGAUGCAAGAGUACAAUUUCAGAGUUUCCAAAAUCAGAGGCAGAGCGUGUCACACCAAUUGGCUACACAUUCACAAGAGAUGGAGGUUGGAUACCGUACUCGUUUAACAGCUGUUUUAGAUGUGACGCGUUUUCUAUUGAAGCAAGGUUUGCCUUUCCGUGGACAUGAUGAGUCCUUGAGCUCCUUGAACAAGGGUAAUUUCCUUGAUGCAAAUAAUCAAAUGACUUCCCUGAAAAUUCAGAAGGAGUUAGCAAAUGCUUGUGCAACAGAGAUUACAUGUACUAUUGUUGAUGAUAAUGGAGAUAAGUAUUUUUCUCUUAUGAUUGAUGAAGCCCGAGAUGUGUCAGUGAAGGAGCAAAUGGGAGUUGUUCUACGCUAUGUGAGUAAGAAUGGGUAUGUGAUAGAGAGGUUUCUUGCUAUGGUUCAUGUGCCAGAUACAUCGGCUAUUUCACUGAAGAAUGCCAUUGAUUGUUUAUUUUCCAAACAUGGGUUAUCUCUUUCAAGACUGAGGGGACAAGGAUAUGAUGGGGCUUCAAAUAUGCGAGAAAAAUUCAACAGUUUGAAGGCACUUGUCCUAAAAGAAAAUCCAUACGCAAGGUAUAUCCAUUGUUUUGCUCAUCAGUUCCAAUUAGUGAUUGUUGCUGUUGCUAAAGACAAUCGAAUUGUGAGUGAUUUUUUCCAAUAUGUUGCUAUGAUUGUUAACGCGGCGGGAGCAUCUUGCAAAAGGAAAGACCAACUUCGGCAACAUCACCAUGACAGGUUGGUUGAGCAGUUGGAGAAGGUAGAGAUAGCCAGUGGCAGAGGACAAAAUCAAGAAUCUAGUUUAGCAAGACCGGGUGAUACUCGUUGGGGAUCGCAUUACACUACCAUUCUCUGUCUAAUCUCAAUGUGGACUUCAGUGUUAAAUGUCCUUCAAAAUGUGCAUGAUGCUUCUAAUGACAAUAGAGGCAUAGCGGCAAGUUUGAUUGAAAAAAUAGAGAAUUAUCAAUUUGUGUUUGUGAUGUAUUUGAUGAGGCGUUUGUUGGGAAUAACAAAUGAGUUAUCACUUACCUUACAACAAAAGGAUCAAAAUAUUGUUCAAGCAAUGUGUUUGAUUGAAGCUGUAAAGGCUCAGCUUCAAGACUUGAGGGAGACAGGAUGGGAGGCAUUUUUGGAGCAAGUUAAAUCUUUUUGUGAAGGAAACUCUAUCGCGGUGCCUAAUAUGGAGGAUCAUAUGCGAAUCCGUGGUCGUUCUAGACGGGAAGGGCAAGUUAUAACUCAUUUUCACCAUUACCGCGUUGAGAUUUUCUGCAAGGUUAUUAAUUUGAUUGCACAAGAAAUGCAAAACCGCUUCCCAGAAACUAGCACAGAGUUACUUCUUCUUCUGUCAUGCCUUGAUCCAAGGGACUCAUUCUCCAAAUUCAAUAUCCACAAGCUACUUCGUCUUGCAGAACUUUAUCCCAAAGAUUUCACAAUGACUGAACGUAUGAUGCUUGAGGAUCAACUUGCUACUUUUAUUUAUGAUGUGCGGCAUGAUCUAGAUUUUAUAAAUGUUGGGGACUUAGGAAGUUUUGCUAGGAAGAUGGUUGAGACAGCCAAACAUAUUAUUUUUUUCACUCAUUUCUCGCCUUAUCAAGUUGGCAUUGGUUUUACCAGUUGCGACAACUAG